Molecule: messenger RNA, 1506 nt
Organism: Diversispora eburnea
Lineage: Eukaryota; Fungi; Glomeromycota; Glomeromycetes; Diversisporales; Diversisporaceae
Source: the annotation of a GenBank genome assembly
AUGCAUUCUCUUAUUUCAAAUCAAGAUGAAAAACCUUGGGUUGUUCAAAAAUUUGGCGGCACUAGUGUAGGAAAAUUUUUAAAGAAUAUCGCAAAUAAUAUAGUAAAGACACAUCUAGAAAAUAAUCGAGUGGUUUUGGUAUGUUCUGCUCGAAGCUGUGAUACAAAAUCAAAAGGGACUACUAAUAUGCUUCUCAAAGCAGCUGAUGAAUCUUUAGAUCCGGACUCAAAGGAAUAUCUUAAAACAAUUGAUGAAAUUGCAAAUGAUCACAUCAAGGGUUCACGUUCUCUCGUCUGUAAUGCUAAAAUCCUAGAUGAUUUAGAACAAAAGAUUUUGAACGAAAUUUCAGAACUUAAAAACGUUUUGAGUGCAACUCAAGUUCUUGGAGAGAUUUCACCUCGUUCUAAGGAUAUCAUAAUUGGAUAUGGCGAAAAAUUAUCUUGUCGUGUUAUUACUGCAGUUUUAAAUGAUAAUGGCAUUGAUUCAGAAUAUGUAAAUUUGGAAAAUAUUAUUGAAAAAGGCAAAUUUGAUCGUUGUGACCUCGAUCAAAGUUUUUAUGAUUAUUUAACGCAAGUAAUAUCUGAAGAAGUUAAAAAGUGUGGAAAUCGUGUACCUGUGGUUACUGGUUAUUUUGGGACUGUUCCAGGAAGUCUUAUAGCUAACAUUGGUCGUGGUUAUACUGACUUAUGUGCUGCACUUCUUGCAGUUGGACUUGGUGCUCAAGAGCUUCAAAUUUGGAAAGAAGUUGAUGGAAUUUUUACUGCAGAUCCACGUAAAGUUUUAGAUGCUAGACUUCUUCCGAUUAUCACUCCCGAGGAAGCAUCAGAACUUACAUAUUAUGGUUCAGAGGUUAUACAUCCUUUUACAAUGGAACAAAUUAUGCGUCAUAAUAUCCCUAUUCGUAUAAAGAAUGUUAUGAAUCCCUUGAAAAAUGGAACAAUUAUAUUUCCAGAUAUUAUUGCCAACAAUGGUUGGUCAAAGGAUACUAAUAUUUUAGAACUUUUAGAUCAAAAUGGUUAUCACGCUGAUAUGUCAAGAAAGCAUCCUACAGCGGUUACCAUAAAAGAUAAAAUUAUUGUUUUAAACAUUCAUUCAAAUCGUAAAACAAUUAGUCAUGGUUUUUUUGCUAAAAUUUUUGCGGCAUUGGACACUUAUGGAAUUAUCGUUGAUCUCAUUUCAACAAGUGAAGUUCACGUUUCCAUGGCUAUUUGUGCAAAUAUUCUGGAAAAUGAUCUACAAAAUGCAAUAAGAGAUUUGAAAAAAUUAGGAAGGGUAAAUAUUAAAUCAUAUAUGGCAAUUCUAAGUUUAGUUGGAAUGCAAAUGAAAAAUAUGGUUGGUAUUGCUGGGAAAAUGUUCAGUGUACUUGCUGUUGCCAAUGUAAACAUUGAAAUGAUAUCCCAAGGUGCUUCUGAAAUUAACAUUUCUUGUGUAAUUAAUGAAGAAAAAGCAGAAAUUGCACUUAGAGCUGUACAUGCUCAUCUUCUAGUUCCUUAUUAUGUCAAUUGA